AUGGUAUAUCUUUUGAUAUGUUUUUUUAUCUUUCCUGUGGACCCGAUUCACUGUUUGUGGAAUGCUCGUGUCAAAGCCUUCAUUAGCUUGAAUAGCACGCUGCAGUCCAUCGUCGCGCUUGGUUGCGCCCCGAUCACUGUGAGUGGGCUUGAGGCGAAGUUUCUUGCGGAUACCGCCCGUAAGGCCGUCAGCGAGCAGCGGCUGUUGCUGAAGGAAUACACUAAUUGGAUGCCCAAGGCUGAAGCAGAGCCCACGUUACGUGGAGGCGAAUACCCCGUCUUUGCGUGCCGGAAACUUCUUCUCUACCUGAAGGAGAUGUCGGCUCUUGAAGAGUCUGUCCUUGACGCCAUGGUAAAGCUUCACCGCCCACGCGAAAAUUCUCCGAGUGUGCUCGUGUUGGACAUUAUGGAGCUCAUUCGACCCUUUAUGAUCGACGCCGCUAAGAUUGUGCAUCGAUUCUUUCAGAGUGUCAUUGACGCGACCGAGUCCCCGCUCCAGUGGUCCAUGGAGGAUGCCCUGAACACCGCUUGGAAGGCCCAGCUAGCCUGUCGUAGUCUGAAGCGCGUCACUGGGAACAUCCAGCGGAAUUUCUUCGCCGCAUACCAGGAGCUCUCUCCUGAUGAAAAGCAUCAGUUGAAUCCUUAUUGGAGUUCUUCCAGGAUGGUGUCACCCCGGCCGGAGUAUGAAUUCAGUUCGACGAAGUCCUUCGAUGAUGACACCAUUCAGCGAUUUUUGACGCUGAGUUUUCACUUGUCCGCGAAAUCCCUGCUUUUCAAUGAGGAUGUAGCAGCCUUUAACACGAUUGUGACUGUCUUUGACUUAAUCCUACGGGUUAUGGGGAGAAUACUGCCACACAUGAUUGCUAUCCACGAGUUUGAGAGAUCCCGUUUUGUUUAG
Molecule: messenger RNA, 897 nt
Organism: Phytomonas sp. Hart1
Lineage: Eukaryota; Euglenozoa; Kinetoplastea; Trypanosomatida; Trypanosomatidae
Source: the annotation of a GenBank genome assembly